UGUUUGAUCUACUUGACUAUCAGCCAGCGGCGACGAGCUCUCCAGUUUGAAACUAAGGCUGGACGACACGACGAACGCUAGCUAGAUCUCUGAACGGUUUCCGCGACGAACAGUAGCCAUGGCGUUAAGAACGAUAAGCAGGCGUCUUCUAAGGAGCAAUUUACGCUCUUCAUUCUCUCCUGCAUCGAUGUUACAUUCUCAUGCUACAAGCUUCGGUUUCAAACAAAUACGAGAAGAAGAGAAGAUUCAAAUGGUUGGCAAUGUCUUUACCAACGUCGCUUCCAAGUAUGAUCUCAUGAAUGAUGUGAUGACUGCAGGGCUACACCGGUUAUGGAAGGAUAGAUUAGUCUGCAAAUUAAAUCCAUUUCCUGGAAUGAAAUAUCUGGAUGUGGCUGGUGGAACUGGGGAUAUUGCUUUUCGGAUCUUAGACAAUAUUAACAGCAUCAGCCGUAGAUCCCUGCAAACUCUUCCUGAAGAUAUUACUCAUGAGGAAACAAAGAUAUUCGUUUGUGAUAUCAAUCCAAAUAUGUUGAAUGUUGGUAAAAAGAGAGCUCAGGAGAGAGGGCUUCGAGGAGAUCGAUCUCUCAUAUGGGUGGAGGGAAAUGCUGAGCUUCUUGAUUUUGAAGAUAACUCAAUGGAUGGUUAUACAAUUGCAUUUGGUAUCAGGAAUGUGACACAUAUAGAGAAAGUUCUUGCUGAAGCUUACAGGGUGCUUAAACCUGGGGGAAGAUUCCUUUGUCUUGAACUAAGUCAUGUUGAAAUUCCAGUUUUUAAAGAAUUGUAUGAUAAUUACUCGUUCUCAGUCAUUCCAGCUUUAGGAGAGCUAGUUGCUGGAGACCGAGAUUCUUAUCAAUAUCUAGUUGAGAGUAUUCGUCGUUUUCCACCUCAGGAGAAAUUCGCUUCAUUAAUCGCGGAUGCUGGGUUUCAAAAAGUUGAAUAUGAAAAUCUUGUGGGCGGUGUGGUGGCCAUCCAUUCUGGAUUGAAGCUUUAGAAGCGUCACAGCUUUUCCAACUUAUUAUUAACAAGUAGUCCCCAUAUUAAGGGGUGAUGAGAAUGAUACUCUAUCCAUAAGUGAAAACUCAAAUUCACCUUCCCCGAAUUCCGACACAUCUUACUGUGGAGUUAAAUUUAGUUUCUAAAUGUUAUUAUAUUUGGGU
Impatiens glandulifera is the source of this 1157-nucleotide messenger RNA. RefSeq names its product 2-methoxy-6-polyprenyl-1,4-benzoquinol methylase, mitochondrial. The record is from RefSeq and is a predicted model, not a curated record. Gene Ontology annotation, biological process: ubiquinone biosynthetic process. Gene Ontology annotation, molecular function: methyltransferase activity. Gene Ontology annotation, cellular component: mitochondrion. The transcript has 9 exons. Bases 119 to 991 code for a protein of 290 amino acids. NCBI's taxonomy places the organism in Eukaryota, Viridiplantae, Streptophyta, Magnoliopsida, Ericales, Balsaminaceae.